Darwinula stevensoni is the source of this 5920-nucleotide messenger RNA. Lineage: Eukaryota; Metazoa; Arthropoda; Ostracoda; Podocopida; Darwinulidae. The record is from the annotation of a GenBank genome assembly.
AUGUGCGUGUCCAGCAUGAGGUGGCUGCAGAGUCUGAGGUCGGAGAAAGGGGACCACGGAUGGUAUUACCCAGGGGUGGGGGGACCUCGGGAGAACCCCCUGACCCACCCGGCCGUGGAUGCUCCCCUGUGCGAGGACUGCCAGGGUCUCCAGCUGACCUUCUUCGACCCCUCGUGCCCCGGCUGUCGCGCUCUCUUGAAGUCUCCCGCGACCACCAUCGCUCACGUCUUCGCCAUCCUCCGCCAAUGGGUCCCACAGACGCAACAGAACAUCCAAACGCUGGUCGACGAGGUGCUGCGACGUGGAGGUCACGUGGACGACCGGGACAGUCUCACGGACAUGACUUUGCUUCAAUACGCGUGUAAGGCCGGUGCCUCUGGAGUCGGAGACGUCACCCUUGCCACCAAGGUGGUGGGGAUGCUGUUGUCGAAGGGGGCAGAGGUGUCCAUCCGAUGUCGCUGGACUCACAUGACUGCCCUUCAUUAUGCCGCCUAUUUCGACGUCGCUCCCGUUCUCCGCCUGCUAUUAAAGGCCAGCAAAGGAGUGGACGUGGACUGGAGAUGCGGCGAAUACGAGAACGGCACCGCCCUGCACAUCACAGCCGGGAAUCUGUGCCUGGAGGCGGCCAAGGUCCUUCUGGAGCACGGAGCCGACCUCACCGCCACCGAUGACCUCGGACGCACCCCUCUCGAAUGCGUGCCGGAGGCGUCGACUUUCGACCUGAUCCCGGACGUUCAAGAGGUGAUAGGGAAAAUGCGUCGACUCCUUUCUCCGGAUUGCAACGGGAGAAAUGGGCACGGAACGCUGACGAAGCAGAGCUUCGAGAGCAUCUCCGGCCGGGCGGUCCUUCAAGCCAUGGGUCUCAAGGUCGGGGACAAGGUCGUCGUCGGCGGGAACAAGACCGGCACUCUCAGGUACUGCGGAACGACCGAGUUCUCGACCGGGAUCUGGGCGGGGGUGGAACUGGACACGGCCGAAGGAAGAAACGACGGAAGCGUGAAAGGGGUCAUGUACUUCCGGUGCAAACCGAAUCACGGGCUCUUUGCGCCGUUGAAUCGGAUCGCGAGACUUGGGAGCCCCGGCUCCGGGUCCGGAACCGGAUUCUCGAGGACUGCCUCCUUGAGGCGGUCGUCGAGGUCGCUCUCAAAGGUCAACCAUCCUCGCAUCGACACCUCCAAGGUCACCUCCAAAGUCGCCUCUUCGACCAGGAAGGGCGACAAGGAGGGGAUCCGAGUCGGCGACCCAGUGGUGGUGAUCGGCGCCGGGAGACGAAAAGGCGUGGUCCGCUUCUCCGGCACGGUCCAGUUCGCAUCCGGCUGGUGGUACGGCGUGGAACUGGACCGACCCGAGGGACGCAACGACGGCUCCGUCCAGGGAAUCCCGUACUUCUCCUGCCCGCCCAACCACGGGGUCUUCGCGCCGCUCGCGAGGCUCGCCAAAUUGGGAGGCGACGGAGAGGAGGAGGAAGAGGAGGAAGAGAGCGAAUUUGAUUCCCUGGACCAAGGCAGCAUGUGCACGAUGAGCGGCCGGAGUUCCCUCAUCGACUCUUCCUCCAUGAGCACGAAUCCCUACGCGACGCUGAGAAGAACCUCGUCCAUGAGACACCACAAGUCCGCCUACAGACCUCCCCCGCCUCCCUCGACGACGUCCACGUACGCGUCCACGUACGCGUCCACGUCGACGUCCACGUUCUCCCGGAGCUACUCCGUGCGAUACCCGUCGUCGAGGAAUUCGGGCGGUGGAGUCCAGCCGCCGUGGCAGUCGGUGCCCUUGGAACCCGAGAAACCCAGAAGGAGGAAGGACAAAGAUCACUGGCUCUCGCUUGGCAUGAAUGUCCUCUUCAAUCACGAAGUCGGAGUGAUCCGUUGGCUGGGACGCGUGGAUUUCGCGGAUGGGAUAUGGCUGGGAUUGGAGCUUCGAGGAAGGAAGGGGAAACACGACGGCGCCGUGGACGGCAAGAGGUACUUCACGUGCAAACCCGGUCACGGGAUCUUCGUCCGACCCUCCAACGUCACCGUGAGGGGGAUCAACGGCGCCAAACUGAGAGGCAAUGGAGGUACAGAUAUCGCAGGCUGCCACGAGAAAACACGCGACGCUACUCAAAGCAAAGGAGAGGAUCGUAACGGGACUGAUGGCGAGGGGACCCUAGUGACAUCUAGCGGCCGAUUGCGGAAUUUAAACAACCGACUUGUCAUUGCCAAGCAAUUGCGCUUGGACCGCAACAGGAGCCAUGUUGAACUGAGGUCAGACGAUCGAAAUGGGGCUUCGGACAACCCUGAACCCCAGCUCAACUCCGUCAUGGUGGACAUCAAUGCGCGCACAGGGGGCAUCUCCCAUGCUACUCAGAAUCAGCCGAAUCUUGUUUUGAUCCACUGGCUCCAAGUCAGAUUCAAGUGUGGGUCAGACAUCAUGCCAUCAAGAAAGAACAAAAAGAUUCCGAAGUAUAAUGUGCAGCCAACUGCAGAAGAGCUCAAAGAGGCUGAGGAAGCUGUGAAAGUCAAGUAUUCAGACUCACAGAAGGUGUUCAUAGAACUGGAUAUAGAUGGGGAACGUGCUAGCAUUGAUCUUGAAGAAGGCAUCCCAUUAGUCAAAAAGGAGGAGUUUGUAAGUCCACUGAAUGAUUUGGUGGAUGGGGAAACGAAAUCCACCAGAGAGAAACCCCUAUCAGAUGCUUCACGUGCCAAGGGGAAGUCUUCGGCCAAACGGUCGAAGUCUAAGACUCCUUCCAAAUCGAAGUCAAAGAAGUCUGUGAAAACAGAUGAAAAUUCCAAAGCAGGCUGCUCUCCAGACAGCAAAAAAGGUGAAGAGCUUCAACCUAAAGCCUCAGUGCUUCCUGAGGCAUUGGUGAAGCUUAUUGACGAUUAUGACAUCGAGGACGCCCCUGCCAGACCUAUUAGCUACUAUAGAUUCAUUGAGAAGCUGGCUGAUGAACUGGAUGAGGAGGUGGAGUAUGAUAUGGAUGAAGAGGAUUGUGCGUGGCUUCAGUUGAUGAACAGUCGUAGGGAAGCUGAAGCUGCUCCACCAGUAACCAUGGAGAACUUUGAACUCCUCAUGGACCGACUUGAGAAGGAGUCCUACUUCCAGAUGCAGUUCUCUGGCAAAGAACAUGGAGUCCCAAUUGAUGAUGAUGCCAUCUGCUGCAUCUGCAUGGAUGGAGAGUGUGAGAACACCAACGUGAUCCUGUUCUGCGACAUGUGCAACCUGGCUGUGCAUCAAGAGUGCUAUGGAGUUCCCUAUAUCCCAGAGGGACAGUGGCUGUGCCGCCGGUGCCUCCAGAGCCCAUCACGUGGUGUAGACUGUGCCCUAUGUCCCAACUCGGGUGGGGCUUUUAAGCAGACGACAGAUGGGCGAUGGGCUCAUGUUGUCUGUGCCAUCUGGAUCCCUGAGGUCCAUUUCUCAAAUACUGUGUUUUUGGAGCCCAUUGACAACAUCCAGAACAUUCCAGCUGCACGGUGGCGGCUCACGUGUUAUAUUUGUCGUCGAAGAGGAGUUGGAGCUUGCAUUCAAUGCCAGAAGAGCAAUUGCUACACUGCCUUCCAUGUUACAUGCGCUCAACAAGCUGGUCUUCAUAUGAAAAUCGAUGCAGCCCGAGAGCACGUAGGGAACGUGUUGGUGCCAUCGGUGAAGAAGUCUGCCUACUGUGAUGCCCACACCCCCCAAGACUCAGACUGUAAACCGCAGGUGAACACUGUAAAGCGGGAGGAGAAGAAGCAUAAGGGGAAGAGGUCGGGCGCCCCGAUGGUCAUCUCUAUCCCCACGUUACCCCCAGAACGCAUCCAGCAGAUCGCGUCGGUCGUCACGUUCUCCAAGAAGAGCCAGUUCAUGCAACGCUUGAUGGCGUAUUGGAUGCUGAAGCGCCAGUCCCGCAACGGGGUUCCCCUCCUUCGCCGCCUCCAGUCCAUGCAUCCGAGUCGCAACAGCCGUCUGCUCGAAGGCAUCCCCGACGAGAAGACGCAAGCCAUGUUCAAGCAGCUGCGUGAAUGGCAGCAAUUGCGGCAGGACCUAGAACGCGCUCGUCUGUUGUGCGAACUGGUGCGAAAGCGCGAGAAGACCAAGCGGGAACUCAUGGCCGUGAGGGAGCGGGAGUUGACUCUGCGACUCACACCCCUCAACUGCAUCCUCCAUCAAGUCCUGGACGCUCUUCAGGAACGAGACACUCAGGAGAUAUUUGCCGAACCUGUGGACACUGAGGAGGUGACCGAUUACUUGGACGUGAUCACGCACCCGAUGGACUUCUCCACCAUGCGAAAAAAGGUCGACAAUUGCCAAUACGCCCGGGUGGAGGACUUCGAAAGCGACUUCAGCCUUAUGAUCCGGAACUGUCUCACUUACAACUCCAAGGACACCGUCUUCUACAAAGCAGGCGUCCGAAUGAGGGACUUGGGCGGUGGCAUCCUCCGACAAGCCAACCGCGACCUGGAAGCCUCUGGUUUCGAUCCGGGAACCGGGCUUGUCCGUGAGGAAACUGGCGUCAACCGAGAGGACGACGAUGACGACGACGACUGUGAUGUGAUUGCAAUCUUGUACGGUGAAGAUAGAAAGCAGCUGCCACUCCGCCGUCAGCUGGAUCUCCUGCUUGAAGCGAAGGAUCGAAUCUCGUGGAUUCCCCAUGCCGCCACCCGAGCGAAGAGGAUGAAAGCCGUGAAGUUGGAGAUAGUGAAGGUGAGGCGAAAGCUGGCUUUGGAAACGGCUAGCGACAGCGACAACGAAGUCGGGGAAGUGAAAGAACCCAAAACCUGCGAAGAUGCAGAAGACGUGACACCCCGGAAAUCCAAACGAUCCCGGGCGCCGUCCAAAGUAGAAACAAACGGACCCGAAAACACGAAACAAGACGAGGGAAAGAACCCGGCGAACAAGGAAGAAUCGGUCGAAGACGGAGACGACGAAGAAGAUGGCGAAGUGCAGAAGACCGGCCCGAGACGCAGGCAGUCCUCGGGACGAGGGAAACGGAAGAGAGAAGAAAAGGAAUCCGAGAUUGAAAAAGAAAAAGACCGACCCUUAGCCGGCGUGAAUCGCCGAACGGCCGUUCUCUUCGCCAAGAAAGCCUCUGCCCUCAAUGCGAACAGCCACAACAACAGCAACGGUGGGACCAACCACGACGUCCCCCCUCCGGCCGAGCCGGAACCCAAACCCAAGUCACCCGAGAAACGAGGAAAGAAGGCUCUCUUCAUGGAAGUGUUGAAGGAGCUGGACUGCAACAACGACCGCACGUUGGAUCCAGUCGAAGUCGCCCUCCCAUCCGUGACGGACAAAGAAAGUUUCUUACACUACCGUAACGCUGGGACGGUCUCGGACGACGAAGACGUCCGUUCCGAAAUCGGUUCUUGUUCUUCGUGUUCCACCUAUUCUUCGUCCUGUGAGAACUCGGAAGCCGACAGCCAAACGGACAGUGAUGCCUACGCCUCGGAUUCCGAGAACAAGCGCAAACCGGUCGAACCUUUGGACAUGGUGUGGGCCAAGUGUCGCGGAUAUCCCUGGUAUCCAGCCCUCAUCAUCAACCCCAGCAUGCCCCGAACUGGUUACUACCACAACGGAGUACCCAUUCCAGUCCCACCCGAGGACGUGCUGGCACUGUCCAAGACUCACGAGGAGCCCCGUUUCUUGGUACUGUUUUUCGACAACAAGCGAACGUGGCAGUGGCUGCCAAGGACGAAAUUGGAGCCUCUCGGAGAGGACCCGGCCGUCGACAAGGCCAAAUUGAAGGAAUCCAAGAAAGCCAGUGAGAGGAAAGCCGUUCGCAAGGCUUACGAGAGAGCUGUCGUUCACCACUAUCAAGUCACAACCGGUAGUAGCAUGGAGAUCCCCCUGGACUCGCAGUCUGAAGGCAUCGGACGAUCUUAGUACAAACUGAUUGCAUGCAUCUUCUUCUUUUAACCAAACCCAUAGCCAUAGGUUUACUUUGGGAGGCAUUUAUCAACCA